Molecule: messenger RNA, 707 nt
Organism: Hypomesus transpacificus
Lineage: Eukaryota; Metazoa; Chordata; Actinopteri; Osmeriformes; Osmeridae
Product: cocaine- and amphetamine-regulated transcript protein-like
Exons: 3
Coding region: 166-525 (119 amino acids)
Biological process (GO): cellular response to starvation; positive regulation of MAPK cascade; adult feeding behavior
Source: RefSeq, a predicted model, not a curated record
CGUGGACACGGUCUGACGUGGUUAGUGGGAGUUGGUCAGUUGGACAGGACUGGCUGCGGUGGCUGCGCAGUGCUUUAUAAAUACCCUUGGUCCUGACACGGGGUUCCAGUGUUGAUCCAGGAGCUGAGGCAGGGAAGCAGGAAGUCUAUCUGGGUCACUAGCACCAUGCUGGGCUGCCAUCGCCACCUACCACUCCUCCUUUGGGUCACUGUGACGGCGAUCAGCGUGCUGGGACACACUGGCGACUUCAAGUUGAGGUCUCGGACCGCUUUUGCUUUGGCGGAAGAGGGCGACGAACGUCAGCUUAUCGACGACCUACGAGGGGUUUUGGAGAGAUUGAAAAACAACCGCUUUCUGCCUCACGCUAAGAAACACAACCUGUUGCCCAUGUGUGCCGCAGGAGAGCAGUGUGCGCUGAGGAAAAAGGAGCCCGGAUGGGGAAGCUGUGCGACUGUCAACAGCCCAGAGCCUGCAGCUCCUUCAUGCUGCGUUGCCUCUGACGGGAGCUGCCGUGCGGUUUUUUAACUGUUUUUUUGCAGCUUCGAAACGUCCUCAAAACCUGGGAAUGGGUGAGGACUGGGACUGGGUGUAACGCCACCGCGCCUAUAACUUAAUAGUGAUUAUCGUAUCCAUAUGUCUUUGAUGGCAGUUGCUAAAUGAUGUGUUAUUGUGAUUGUUGUGUGAUUAAAGCCAUAUUAACAAUGCUG